Messenger RNA from Lotus japonicus, 790 nucleotides. Its product is annotated as plastocyanin. Gene Ontology annotation, cellular component: chloroplast thylakoid lumen. The record is from RefSeq and is a predicted model, not a curated record. The coding region runs from base 134 to 637 and encodes 167 amino acids. The transcript has a single exon. Gene Ontology annotation, molecular function: copper ion binding. NCBI's taxonomy places the organism in Eukaryota, Viridiplantae, Streptophyta, Magnoliopsida, Fabales, Fabaceae.
CAAAAAAACCCAAUCCACAGACACCUUCACCUUAUUCGUUCAUUCAUUCUAUAAAAAAUCACCCCUUGUGUAUUUCUCCUCUGAUUCUCUUCAAACACACAUUGCCUUAACAUUUUCACCACCAACUUCAGACAUGGCCACCGUCACUUCCACCGCCGUUGCUAUUCCAUCAUUCACCGGCCUUAAGUCAGCCGGAAGCAAAGUCAGUGCCAGUGCUAAGGUGUCAUCAUCACCUUCCCAAAUGCCAAGGCUCAGCGUCAAGGCUUCACUCAAGGACUUUGGAGUUGCUGUUGUUGCCACUGCUGCAUCCGCAGUGCUAGCUAGCAACGCCAUGGCCAUUGAAAUCUUGCUCGGUAGUGAUGAUGGUGGUCUGGCUUUUGUUCCCAACUCUUUCUCAGUGGCUCCUGGGGAGAAGAUCACGUUCAAGAACAAUGCUGGUUUCCCUCACAACGUUGUCUUCGACGAGGAUGAGGUUCCUGGCGGUGUUGAUGCUUCCAAGAUCUCCAUGUCUGAUGAAGAUCUUCUCAACGCGCCUGGUGAGACUUACAGUGUUACCCUGGAUGCUAAGGGUACUUACAAGUUCUACUGUUCCCCUCACCAAGGUGCUGGUAUGGUUGGAAGCGUCACUGUUAAUUAAAUUCUUCCAGUUAUGGUCUUUCUCAUAAUGGUUCAAGUUAAUUUUGCUUAUGAUGUAGAAGAGCUUAAUUAAUCGUUGUUGUUGCCUGUAAUGGGAUAUCAAUUGUAUGAGGUGAACCGAUAUAAUGCCUUGAUUACUGUUGUAAUUCAUUUA